Hemicordylus capensis (graceful crag lizard) is the source of this 1524-nucleotide messenger RNA. Its product is annotated as vomeronasal type-2 receptor 26-like. NCBI's taxonomy places the organism in Eukaryota, Metazoa, Chordata, Lepidosauria, Squamata, Cordylidae. The record is from RefSeq and is a predicted model, not a curated record. Bases 1 to 1524 code for a protein of 507 amino acids. Gene Ontology annotation, biological process: G protein-coupled receptor signaling pathway. Gene Ontology annotation, molecular function: G protein-coupled receptor activity. The transcript is spliced from 5 exons. Gene Ontology annotation, cellular component: membrane.
AUGGGGCUUGCCUCUACUGAUUUUUUCAAAGCCCAUUUCAUUGAGCUGAGAGUCAUUGAAAACUAUACCAACAGUUCAAUACCAAAGAACUACCAGCAAGUCCUUUCCUUGACAUUUGCUCUGAAGGAGAUCAACGAGAAUCCCAAGAUCUUACCAAAUGUCAGCCUGGGGUUCCAAAUUUAUGACAGUUACGCAAAUGCAAGGAUGACUUAUCAGAACACCCUAACACUUCUUUCCAGUAGGGGAAGGAUUGUCCCCAACUUCAAAUGUGACAAGGAAAAGAAUCUGAUGGCUGUCAUCGGGGGACAUAGCUCUGAAAUCUCCCUUCACAUUGCUACUGUCUUUGGCAUGUACAAAUUUCCACAGAUUGCCUAUUGUGUCUUCACUCCGGUGGUGAAUGUUAAACUCCAGCUUCCUUCCUUCUAUCGGAUGGUUCCCAAUGAAGUAUAUCAGUACAAAGGGAUUGUCCAGCUACUUCUGCAUUUCCAUUGGACAUGGAUUGGGAUCAUAAUAUCAGAUGAUGAUAAUAAUGGAGAAAUGUUUGUGGAGACCUUGAUGCCAAUGCUUUCCCAAAAUGGAAUAUGUACAGCUGUCACUGAAAAAAUGCCAGCCAUUUUCCAGGCUUUGGGAAUCCUGAGUUCAUUAAAACCUCUCACUGGCAAGGCCUAUUCACUAAGCAGCUCCAGAGUUCAAGUAUUUAUUGUAAAUGCAAGACCUCAGACCAUGAUAUGUCUGAUAUGGCUGAUCUAUCUCUCUGCAUUAUUCGAAGGUAUAGGAGGUAUGAAGAUUUCUAUAGGUAAAGUGUGGAUCAUGACGGCCCAUUGGGAUUUCUCAUUCCAAACAAUGCACAGGGCUUUUGAUAUACAACUCUUUGAUGGUGCCUUGUCAUUUGCAAUUCAUUCCAAUGAAGUGCUGGGGUUUCCAAAGUUCCUUCAGAGCCUGCAUCAUAAAUUGCAAGAAGGAGAUGACUUUUUAAGGACCUUCUGGGAAAAUGCAUUCAGUUGCUCAUUUUCUGAUUCUAAUGAGGACAAGGAGAGUACUGAUACUUGUACUGGCCAAGAGAGACUGGGCAGUCUUUCUGGAACACUAUUUGAAAUGAGCAUGACUGGCCAAAGUUACAGCAUCUAUAAUGCCAUACAUGCCAUUGCUCAAACCUUACAUGAAGUGUACACAUCCAAGGCAAAACUCAGAGCACUAGUGGAUAGACAGAGAGUGAAUCAACCUAAUAUACAACCUUGGCAGCUUCACCCCUUCCUGAGGAGCAUUUCCUUUAACAACAGUGCUGGAGACACUGUUUCUUUUGAUAGGAAUGGUGAAUUAGCAGCUGGAUUUGAUAUCCUCAACUGGAUUACCUUUCCAAAUCAAUCCUUCUCAAGAAUUAAAGUAGGAAGGAUGGAUCCUGAGAAUCUAAGGAGUCAAGAGGUCUUCAUUAAUAAGGUCAUCAGAUGGCACAGCUGGUUUAAUCAGGAAUACUACAAUAAAAGAUCCACAGCUCUGAUCACCAUCUGCACCAUUGCUCUGUAG